Molecule: messenger RNA, 1282 nt
Organism: Pseudonaja textilis
Lineage: Eukaryota; Metazoa; Chordata; Lepidosauria; Squamata; Elapidae
Source: RefSeq, a predicted model, not a curated record
UAUGGCAGUGGAGAAGUGGCAGGCCCUCUACACCAUCCUGGAAGCGUUUGGGAACAGCAGCACCAGCCUGAACAGCAACGCCACCCGGUUCUCCCAGAUUAUCUCGCUGGACUUCGACCAGGCUGGCCAGGUGGCAUCGGCCUCCGUGCAGACCAUGUUGCUGGAGAAACUGAGGGUGGCGAAGCGUCCGUCCAACGAGUCGACCUUCAACGUGUUCUACUAUCUCCUGGCCUGUCCGGACAACGCCUUACGGACCGAGUUGCACUUCAACCACCUGGCUGAGAACAACGUCUUUGGCAUCGUGCCGCUGUCCAAGCCGGAGGAAAAACAGAAAGCGGCCCAGCAGUUCAGCAAACUGCAAGCAGCCAUGAAGGUGAUGGGCAUCUCCGGCGAAGAGCAGAAGGCCUUCUGGCUCGUCCUGGGAGCCAUUUGCCACCUGGGGGCGGCUGGAGCCACCAAAGACAGCAGUGAAGCUGGCCGGAAGCAGUUUGCCCGCCACGAGUGGGCCCAGAAGGCCGCCUACCUCCUGGGCUGCACCCUGGAGGAGCUCUCCUCGGCCAUCUUCAAGCCGCCAGCCAAGGGCUCCGUGCAGAGGUCCACCUCCUUCCGCCAGGGGCCCGAGGAGGCCGGGCUGGCCGACGGCUCAGGUCCCAAAACCUCUGCCUUGGAGUGCCUGGAAGCCCUGACCUCCGGCUUGUACUCUGAGUUGUUCACCCUCCUCAUUUGCCUACUCAACAGGGCCCUGAAGUCCAGCCAGCGCUCCUUGUGCUCCAUGAUGAUCGUGGACACGCCCGGCCUGCAGAACCCCGAGAUGGCCGGCCAGAGCCGGGGCGCCACCUUUGAGGAGCUGUGCCACAACUACGCCCAGGAGCGGCUGCAGGGCCUCUUCCACGAACGCACCUUCGUGCAGGAGCUGGAGCGCUACAAGGAGGAGAACAUAGACCUCUCCUUAGACGCCUUGGAGCCCAGUGUCUCGGGCUCUGUGGCCACAGUGGACGAAGCGUCCCACCAGACACUGGUUCGCACCCUGGCCCGGACCGACGAAGCCCGUGGGCUGCUGUGGCUCUUGGAGGAGGAAUCUCUCCAGCCUGGGGGCAGCGAGGAGGGUCUUCUGGAGCGGCUCUUCACGCACUACGGCCCACAGGACGGAGACACAAAAGGUACUCGGGACAAGGAAGGCCGUCGAAUCGGCGUCCUCUGGGGUGACGCCGAAUCCAGUGGGAUCUCUCUGGUCCCGGGUUCUGUCUUUGGAGAGGAACCUGCCUCCCAAGGGGAGCUCAGG